Molecule: messenger RNA, 1545 nt
Organism: Cladophialophora psammophila CBS 110553
Lineage: Eukaryota; Fungi; Ascomycota; Eurotiomycetes; Chaetothyriales; Herpotrichiellaceae
Exons: 4
Coding region: 1-1545 (514 amino acids)
Biological process (GO): DNA-templated transcription
Molecular function (GO): DNA binding; zinc ion binding
Source: RefSeq, a predicted model, not a curated record
AUGAAGAACGUUCUUCAUUUCCCACCAACGCCUAUCAUGGACAGGUUCAUGAUGGCAUUCAUACAACACGUGCUUCCCGAGUUCCCGAUCAUCGACAGGAACAAGCUGCGGGACAUGUAUGAUGCGUUCGUCAAAGGGUUCGUGUUGUCUCCUCUUCUCUUCCAUUCGAUCCUUUACGCUGCUGCCUUGUAUGUGGACGAGACAGUCAUAAGUGAAGGCGGCUUUUCGUCUCGAGCUGCCGCAAAGGACUUUUUCUACACACGAGCCACGAUAUUAUACGGCAUGGACUGUGAAAGACAGCAAAUCGUCAUUAUACAAGCUCUCCUUCUGAUCAGCCCUUGGUGGCGUGACUAUGCCGAAGAAAAAGAUACAAGGUACUGGAUUGGGUGUGCUUGCAAGAUCGCUCAAACUAUGGGUAUGCACACACGUGUUGCCCCAACAUGCAAACUAUCAUUCGAAGAGAGGAGCAUUUGGCGGAGGAUAUUUUGGACAAUAUUUGCUCGCGAUCGAAACGCAUCGGUCGGAUUGGCUCGGCCGUUUCUCAUCAACAGUGACGAUGUUGAUGUCGAGCCACUUACUAUCGAGGAUUUCUUUGAGACACCUGUGGACAAGUCCCGCCAUACCACCUUUAAUGAUGGGUCGUCACUGUCUGAGGUAGACUUCAAUGCUUCGUCGCCCGUGCACAUCUUGUUCGCCGUGGAACUGGUCCGUUUCUCGACCCUUUUGGAUCGAAUCGCGAAGGCGAAUGUGGGGCAGCGCCUGGAACCAACCCGAUCAUUGGAGACUCUCACCACUUGCUACAACGAGCUUGUCCGUGAACCUCCCCGUACUCUUUCCCAAUUCUUCAGCGGCCGCGCCGAUAUCAAGACGAGGUCUGAAGUCGAUAACAUGUGGCUUACAUUCCUUCAUAUUAACUACGAACGCAUUGUUGCACUAAAUUGUCGGUAUCUUCAUAAAAUACUGUCGGAAACCGCCAUCACUCAUGCCGACACGCCUCGCCUUCAAGAUAUUCGAACUUCGAUUGUUCGGUCUGCUGCGAGGUCGAUCAAUCUGUAUGAAGAUCUGCUGGUCGUAGGCACGCUCAGGUAUUCCCAUGGGUUCAUGAAUACUGCCAUUUUCAUUGCUCUCCUGACCUAUGCGGAAGAGAUCAAAUUGGCACCCAAGGAAAGUCACCGUUUCAAGUCUGCGGCCAGCAAAUUCUCCAUGGGCCUCAUCAUUCUCGAAGAAAUGGGCAAAAACUGGUCCGUCCCCGUCUGGGCAAACAGCCUCUUCCAGUACCUGAGCUGUAACGAUUUCGCAAGACUACGACAGCUCCCGCAACGGCCUUCUCGAUGGUCUUCGCCUAGCUUACUCGAUCCACAUGGCGGCGGUCCUCCCUUCAGUGAACGAAGAGAAGGACCUUUUGACAAUUGUGGGGAUGCGAGUGUAGAAAGUGUGGUUGAUGAGUCAUGGCUAAUGGACUGUUUCACGCUACAAGAUAUCAACUCGUGGUUCCAGUUUGAUGACCACGAGAUCCAACAGUCUGUCAUGCAAAGCCAUGAAUGA